Electrophorus electricus (electric eel) is the source of this 1312-nucleotide messenger RNA. It is a transcript of the gene olah, whose product is annotated as oleoyl-ACP hydrolase. NCBI's taxonomy places the organism in Eukaryota, Metazoa, Chordata, Actinopteri, Gymnotiformes, Gymnotidae. The record is from RefSeq and is a predicted model, not a curated record. Gene Ontology annotation, biological process: lipid biosynthetic process.
GUCUGGAGAUGGCGACAUUGCAUAUUUUCUUAACCGUGUUUACCGAAGAAGAAGAUAAACCAGGCCUCCUUCAGCAUCCUUAGCAAGUCGCGUAUUUAUAAACUUCUGUAAUUCUGCCGCUGUUUAGGAAAUACUUCCACAUUUUCUACGGUACCACAGGCUCCUGGGACUUUUUUCACUCACACUGUUCCAAGUGUCUUGCGAGCGCCUAACAGUCUCGAGCGCUUAACAGUCUCUAUCUGGAAUGGAUAAAGUAAUUAAUUGCUUCAGCAAGCGUCCAGACGCUGUAGUCAGGCUGAUCUGCUUCCCUUGGGCCGGUGGAGGGUCGACGCACUAUGCGCGCUGGGGUCAGCUUCUUAACAGCUCUGUAGAAGUGUACUCGGUCCGACUACGGGGUAGGGAAGGACGAACCAAAGAGCCCUUCUUUCAGCACAUGCAGGAGAUUCUUGAUGAGGUCAUCGACGUGCUGCUGCCAGAACUCAAGGAGAAACCAUUCGCCCUGUUUGGACACAGUUUUGGGGCUAUUACUACUUAUGCCUUUGCUGAGUAUGUGAAGAAAGUUCACAACCUUGAACCAGUGCAUGUAUUUCUCUCCGGAACAUCUGCACCUUAUUCUGAAACUAGACUACAGGCCCCACGAAGGAGCCAGCUGUCUGAUGAAGAAUUCCUCCAGUGGAUGACCUCUAUUGGAGGAACGCCUCCUGAAAUUUUGGCCAAUAACGAAGUGCUGAAGCUAUUCCUGCCUGCUUUGAAAGCCGACCUUAGUGUAGUUGAGAACUACAGGUGCAGCAGGCCAACGCAUUCUUUCCUGUCUUGCCCAGUCUCGUGCUUUGAUGGCAAGGAGGACGUGCCACAUGACCUGCAAGCAUGGAAGUGUAUGACAACUGGUGAUUUCACUGUGCAGAUGCUUUGUGGAUCACAUUUCUAUCUGAAAGAUGCAGCAAAUGAGAAAGUCAUACUGGACUACAUCACAAAGCACCUAGAGACAUCUGAGAUGGACUAUUUGUAGAGUAGACUUAAAUGGUCCCAUCAAGGAUUCAACUCUACCUGCUACUUUUGCAAAUGGAAUAUGAUUGAAAAGGCUUGCAAACUGACUUUGUGACAUCCACAGACUAUAGUGAGCAAGGCAUUACUACAUUGAUUUUGUUAUUUAAUAAUUUGCCUUAGUUCUGAUGGUAUUUUAAUUAAAUGAAACACCUGGCCAGAUAAUGAAAUUUUAUUAUUUUAAAACGUGACACCAUUUCACACAGUUGUAAAUAAUUUUAAAAUAAUAGAUGUAAAUGAACUUGAAAUAUAUGUUGGCCCUGGUUCA